AUUGUUUUUAGUGUCUCUGCAAGUUCAGAAGAGUAUCCGCUGUCGCAAGAGCAAAUCGACUUCUACAAUGAACAUGGAUAUCUGAUCAUUAAACGACUAUUCGGACCGGAAAGUAUUGAAAAAUAUAAGGCGCGAUUUGUAGAACUUUGCCACAACAAAGAGAAGAGAGGAAUGGUCUCAGUUGUGAAGGACAACAAACUAUUUCAGACGAAGACCAACCCAGAGGACUAUAUUAAUAAGAUCCAGGAGAUCCUCUACGACCCAGUGUACAUGUCGUACAGCGAGUCCCCGCGCCUGUUGCACGCGGUGUCGCAGCUCAUCGGCGAGGACCUCACCGCAGUCAACUGCAUGUUGAUCAACAAGCCGCCCGGCACGCCGCGACACCCGCCGCAUCAGGAUCUGUAUUACUUCCCGUUCCGACCUGCGGACAAGAUCUUGGCGGUGUGGACUGCGGUGGACCCCGUCAAUGUACACAACGGGUGUCUGUACGUGAUACCAGGGUCGCAUAAGGCAAGAGUGCUCUACCAACACGAGGAUAAACUUAGGGACGUCCUGCAGUUUUUCCACGAGAUCGGAGACGAGGAGGGAGUGGCACCCGUGGAAAAGAGAGUGCACCUGAUCAUGGACCCCGGAGACACAGUGCUCUUCCACCCCUAUCUGGUGCACGGCUCCGGACCUAACUUGUCUAAUAGUUACCGUAAAGCGCUGACGUGUCAUUACGCGAACAGCCACUGCCAGUAUGUGGAUGUGAAGGGCACGCCUCAGGAGCGGCUCUCGUCACAGGUAGAGGCGGAACUGCGCCGGCGCGGCACUGACUUAUCCUUUGUCGAUCUGUGGCGCGUCAAGUCGAAACAAGUAAAGGGUGUGAGGGCAAAUCUUUAAUUAUAUUUAAUAAACAUUUCAUUAUUUUAUAACAAUUAUUAUUAGUGAAG
This is a messenger RNA of Manduca sexta (tobacco hornworm), 932 nucleotides long. RefSeq names its product probable phytanoyl-CoA dioxygenase. NCBI's taxonomy places the organism in Eukaryota, Metazoa, Arthropoda, Insecta, Lepidoptera, Sphingidae. Gene Ontology annotation, biological process: fatty acid alpha-oxidation. Gene Ontology annotation, molecular function: phytanoyl-CoA dioxygenase activity. Bases 172 to 882 code for a protein of 236 amino acids. The record is from RefSeq and is a predicted model, not a curated record. The transcript is spliced from 7 exons.